Molecule: messenger RNA, 660 nt
Organism: Miscanthus lutarioriparius
Lineage: Eukaryota; Viridiplantae; Streptophyta; Magnoliopsida; Poales; Poaceae
Source: the annotation of a GenBank genome assembly
AUGGAUCCAAAGGCGGAUGGGGUGUCGGGGAUGCUAGUGAAACUGUGGUUGUCAGAGAUAGAACGGAAGGGCCUCAAGAUCGGUGGAGCUAGUGGUGUGAUCAAGGGGAAGUUGGAGCCGCAAGCGGUGGGUAAGGUGUUGUCGGAGAAACCGGUCCGAGCGAAAGCCCUAGAGCUUUCCCUACUCCGGGUUUGGUGCCCAUUCAAGGGUGUGGAGUGCAGAGAUCUAGGUGAGAACCGCUUCCUCUUCACCUUUCUGCAAGCAUCGGGGAAGAGGUGGGCGCUGGAGGACGGUCCAUGGAUGUUUGGCAAGGAUCUAGUGGUGCGUAUCAUGAAGAUGCCGUUGGGGAUGAUGAACAAGAGGGUCGGGGAGAUGAUAGGAGAUUUAAUUGGGGAGGUGUUGGAUGUGGAUGUUGAUGAUCGGGAGAUGGCGAUCGGCCAGUUUCUUCGGGUGAAGGUGAGAUUGGAUAUCAAGAAACCUCUGAUGAGAGGAGUGACUCUGGACAUGGGGGAGGAUGGGAAGGAGGAUAUGAAGUGGUGUCCUCUUGUCUAUGAGUACCUCCCUGAUUUUUGCUACACGUGUGGUCUUAUCGGCCACACGGAUCGCUUCUGUGAGGUGCAGCUUGAGAAGGAGCAGUGCAGCAGUUUAGUAAGGCUCUGA